Molecule: messenger RNA, 1117 nt
Organism: Vicia villosa (hairy vetch)
Lineage: Eukaryota; Viridiplantae; Streptophyta; Magnoliopsida; Fabales; Fabaceae
Product: protein LURP-one-related 6-like
Exons: 3
Coding region: 259-879 (206 amino acids)
Source: RefSeq, a predicted model, not a curated record
AAAGCUAAUAUAAUUAAGAUUCCUCUAUCUUCUACGUCAAACCUUGCCAAACACUCUAUAAUAUAGCCCAAAGAAGAAAACAUAGUCACAACACAAAACCCUUUUCAUAUUAUUUCAUGCAUCAUUUCUUCCAACCAUAAAUAGUCCCUUAUCUUUUAUAUAAAAACUCAUUAGUGCAAGCAUAGGAAGAAAUCCAAGAAGCUUGAAAAUUUCCUUCUUGGUAAGAAAAUUCCAGAGCACUAUUGCGAAAAUUCAAAGAUGAGCUACACGACACCAAUCGUUAGUAAACUCUAUUGUUCGACGUCGCAGACGAUGUUCGGUGUGAGGAAAAGGCCACAUGUGGUGAAUGGAGGUGGUUUUGUUGUCACGGAUUGUAGUACUCAAAAGGUUGUUUUCAAGGUUCAUGGCUGUGGGAUUCAUGGCAAAAAGGAUGAGUUGAUUCUUCGAGAUGGUGAUGGAGAAGCUUUGCUUCUCAUGCGUCGAAAGGGAGGUAUGGUUGAGGCUCUAAGUAUUUACAAGAAGUGGAAGGGUUAUAGUGUAAACUAUGAAGGAUUACAGAAACUUGUUUUCAGCUUAAAAGAACCUGGAAAUUCAUGUUUGGUUAGGAAUAGAGGAAUCAAAAUUUCUAUUGAGUCAAGUGUUGUUGGAAACAAAGGUUGGGACUUUGAAAUUAAGGGCUAUUUUCCAGAUAAGCAUUGCAGCAUUGUUGACAAUAGAGGCAACAUCGUAGCACAGGUUGGGAUGAAUAAAGAAGUUGAGAAAUUGAUGGAAAGCAAGGAUUUGUAUCAUGUGGUUGUGAAACCAGGGAUGGAUCAAGCUUUUGUUUUUGGAGUCAUAGCAACUCUUGACUAUAUUUAUGGAGAAUCUACUUAUUGUUAAUUAAUCCAAAGUUGUGAAGAAGAACUAUAGAAUAUGAUAUAUAGUAUUGUUUUGAUGUGAUUAUUUAUAUGAAAAACCAAGUUAAUAUUGGUUCAAUUUUCUACUAUUAUCAUCACAUUAUAUUGAUAGUUAUUAUUUGUAACAAGUAAAGGGAAUUUCAUUGUAUAUUAUGGCAAGGAAAUUUAUUAAUUCGGUUGUUAAUUUAUGUAAAUGUUGUUACUUUCGUUUUGUUGGAUAA